AUGAAGCGAGCCAGAAAUCCAGAUGAGUGUGCAAUGAACCAAGGAGACAAUCUGACUGUGCAGGGGGACCCCUGCAAGGUCCCCAAGACGAGUUCCGAGCAGAAUCCCUCUGGCCCAAAGGACGCUGAAGGCAAUGGUGCUGGCAAACAGACGGGUUGCAUCAAUGGGGCUGCCAACGCCAGUGCGUCGCCGCUGCAACCCAUGGCUGUGAACGAAGCCCAGGAGGCCCAGCAGCCGACCGCAAAGGAGGCUGCAGCUGCCAAGGCUGCCCGCAUCCGGUUGGGACUGGAGAAGGAUGAUGGGACACUGGCGCUUGCUGAACAGGCUCCCCCAAAGCUGCCUUCUGGUGUCGAGCGGAAGGUCGACAUCGAAUAUGUGGCAAGUGCGGACCUCCAGCGUUUGGAACACCCUAAGAAAGCUGCUGAGGGCUUACUGGAUAACCUGGCAGCCAAGGACUGGGUGGCACAGUGUGAUGCCCUGAACUUGACAAGGCAGCUGGCGGUACACCACAAGGAGGACUGCCAUCCACUUCUGGCCAAGGUCGUCCCAGCUGUCACCAAACUUGUGAAAAGCCUACGUAGCUCAGUCUGCAAGACAGCGAUGCUGUGCUGCGCUGACCUGUUCACGGUCUUCAAGGAGGCCAUGGUGGAGUUCGUUGAUGUGGGUGGGCCUGCCAAGCCUGCCACCAGCCUCCUGUGCCAGCUGCUCCUCCGUGCCGCCAACGACAAGCAGUUUGUGGUGGAGGAGACCCAGCGCACCCUUGCUGCCCUCUCGUCCAGCAUACCCCCUCUGGUCACAAUCCAAAUGGCUGUGCCAUACACAAAGCACCGCAACCCCAAGGUGCGUGGCAAGGCUGCUGUGCUGCUCGUAUCCGCAGUGGGGCGGAUGAGCAAUGGGGAGUUGCAGGAGAGUGGGCUGGAGGCACUGCUUGAGGUGGCUGCUGGGUUGGUCACGGACAGCAUGCCUGACGCAAGGGAAGGGGCGCGGCAGGUGCUGGGUAUUGUAAAAGGGGCGUUCCUGGCAGGGAGGCAGACUGAAGGAAAAGAGGAGGAAGAGGAUGUGGAGGAGGAGGAGGAAGACAGUGAGCCGCGCCGUACGCCCUGGCAGGAGUUCUGCCACAAAGCCCUUGGGGCGGGGAAGGCAAAGGCUGUGGUGAAGGCGACCCAAUGA
Messenger RNA from Ostreobium quekettii, 1170 nucleotides. The record is from the annotation of a GenBank genome assembly. Lineage: Eukaryota; Viridiplantae; Chlorophyta; Ulvophyceae; Bryopsidales; Ostreobiaceae.